UUCAAUCAUUUAUCCGCGGAACAUUUCAAUUUGCUUACUCGGAAAGGCGUGUUUCCCUACGAGUACAUCGACAGCGUCGACAAGCUCCGGGACACAAGCCUACCAUCGCGCGAAUCGUUUUACAGUUCGCUCACCGGAGAAACAGUAUCCGAGAGCGAUUACGCGCACGCGACAAACGUCUGGCAAACCUUUUCAAUCGAAGAUCUAGGUCAAUACAGCGAUUUGUAUUUGAAAACAGACGUUCUUUUGUUGGCGGAUAUUUUUGAAAAUUUUCGAAACAUGUGUAUUAAAAGUUACGGUUUAGAUCCCGCUCAUUAUUACACUUUACCGGGAUACACGUGGGACGCUAUGAUGAAGUACACGCGCGUAAAAUUCGAGUUGCUCACGGACAUCGAUAUGGUGCUGUUUGUCGAGCGCGGUAUACGCGGUGGUCUCAGUCAAUGCUCCAACCGAUACGCCGCCGCCAACAACAAAUACAUGCCAUCCUACGAUCCAUCGAAACCGUCAUCGUACUUAAUGUACUUUGAUGUAAACAACUUGUACGGGUGGGCAAUGUGUCAACCGCUGCCCUACGCCAAAUUUCGAUGGGUUGACAAUGUCGAAAACUUUGACGUAAUGUCCGUUGCAUCCGAUUCGGCUACCGGUUAUGUGCUGGAAGUCGAUCUCGAGUAUCCGGUAAAUCUUCACGAUGCGCACUCCGACCUGCCGUUCUGCCCGACGCGCGAUAAGCCGCCCGGCAAGCGGGAGCUCAAGUUACUCGCAACGCUGUACGAUAAGCAGCGUUAUAUCAUCCACUACCGUAAUCUGCAGCAAUGCGUGCGACAUGGCCUGCGAAUUGCAAAGAUUCACCGCAUAUUGCAAUUCGCGCAAUCUCCAUGGCUCCGCAGAUACAUAGAAUUAAAUACACAAUUUCGGACACGGGCGACAAACGAAUUCGAGAAAAAUUUAUACAAAUUAAUGAACAACGCGGUUUUCGGUAAAACCAUGGAGAAUGUGCGAAAUCACACGGAUGUACGGCUCGUUACACAGUGGGAGGGUCGGUACGGAGCGGAGGCUUUGAUCGCGAAACCGAAUUUCCAUAGUCGAAGCGUGUUCUCGGAGAAUCUAGUCGCCGUAGAGUUGCGAAAACUCGAAGUGAAAUUUGACAAGCCAAUCUACGUGGGUAUGUGUAUCCUCGACAUAUCCAAGACCUGCUUGUACGAGUUUCACUACGAGUACAUGGCGCCUCUCUACCGCGACAAUUGCAAAAUUAUGUAUACCGAUACCGAUAGUCUGAUAUACUUUCUACAAUGCGAGGACGUAUAUCACGAUAUGAAACGCGAUAUAUCCAAAUUCGACACGAGCGACUACUCCGAGGACAACGUUUACGGUAUACCGCGCGCCAACAAGAAAGUACCCGGUCUGAUGAAAGAUGAGAAUAACGGCGCGAUCAUGACGGAAUUUGUCGGACUGAGAGCGAAGAUGUACGCGUUGAGAGUCACCGGACAAAAAGAUACCAAAAAGGUUAAAGGCGUAAAGAAAAAUGUAGUCGCUAGAACGAUAACGUUCAACGAUUACACUCGGUGUCUCAACGACGAAAUCGAGCUAACGCGGCGUCAAUCGUGCAUCCGCUCAAAGAUGCACGAGGUGUACACCGUGUCGGAGUCGAAGCUCGCGCUCAGUCCGUACGAUGAUAAGCGGCACGUCGUAUCCGGUUCCACCGACACUCUACCAUGGGGACAUUACAAGAUACAAUUGUAAAUAA
Molecule: messenger RNA, 1744 nt
Organism: Linepithema humile (Argentine ant)
Lineage: Eukaryota; Metazoa; Arthropoda; Insecta; Hymenoptera; Formicidae
Source: RefSeq, a predicted model, not a curated record